Molecule: messenger RNA, 381 nt
Organism: Balaenoptera musculus (blue whale)
Lineage: Eukaryota; Metazoa; Chordata; Mammalia; Artiodactyla; Balaenopteridae
Product: 60S ribosomal protein L31-like
Exons: 1
Coding region: 1-381 (126 amino acids)
Biological process (GO): cytoplasmic translation
Cellular component (GO): ribosome; cytosolic large ribosomal subunit
Molecular function (GO): structural constituent of ribosome
Source: RefSeq, a predicted model, not a curated record
AUGGCUUCCGCAAAGAAGGGCAGUGAGAAGAAGAAGGGCCGGUCUGAAAUCAAUGACGCAGUGACCAGAGAAUACACUAUCAACAUUCACAAACACAUCCAUGGAGUGAGUUUCAAGAAGCACGCCCCUCGGGCGCUCAAAGAAAUACGGAAAUUUGCCAUGAAGGUUAUGGGAACUCCAGAUGUACACAUUGACACCAGACUCAACAAAGCUGUCUGGGCCAAAGGAAUAAGGAAUGUCCCAUACUGUAUCUGUGUGCAGUUGUCCAGAAAACAUAAUGAAGAUGAAGAUUCACCAAACAAGCUCUAUACAUUGGUUACCUGUGUACCUGUCACCAGUUUCAAAAAUCUACAGUUAAUGUGGAUGAGAACUAACGGCUGA